Macroventuria anomochaeta is the source of this 3669-nucleotide messenger RNA. RefSeq lists its product as uncharacterized. Lineage: Eukaryota; Fungi; Ascomycota; Dothideomycetes; Pleosporales; Didymellaceae. The record is from RefSeq and is a predicted model, not a curated record. Bases 1 to 3669 code for a protein of 1222 amino acids. The transcript is spliced from 3 exons.
AUGAUCCAGACGUACCAGCCGCCCAUCAUGGAGGUGGGCCAGGACACGCUGCCUGAGCUGCAGCGCAUCUUCACGUUCCUGAACAGCCACUCGAACAAGCUGUACCAGGAGGGCUACUUCCUCAAGUUCCACGACACAGACACCCGUGGCCGUCCGGCCCAAGACAGGAAGUGGCAGGAGUACUUUGUCCAACUCGUGGGCACCAUCAUGUCCCUGUGGGAUGCGAGCGAGCUGGAUCAGGUUGGCGGCGAUCGCGAAGUAGUUCCCACGUUCAUCAACCUCACUGAUGCUGCAAUUCACAUGAUCCCCUCCAUGACUCUGAAAGACGGCAAGAAGCUCGACCACAUCCUCAGCGUAUCCACGGCCGCAAGUAACAAGUACCUGCUCCACUUCGAUUCGUACCACGCCCUGACACAGUGGACCGCCGCCAUUCGACUCGCCAUGUACGAGCACACAACGCUGCAGGAGGCAUACACUGGGUCUUUGAUCGCAGGAAAGGGCAAGUUCUUGAACAACAUCCGCAUAAUUCUGGCCCGAGAGAACGCCAAAUAUGAAGACUGGGUCAGAGUGCGCUUCGGUGCAGGCACUCCUUGGCGCCGUUGCUGGUGUGUGGUUAGCCCGCCAGACCAGAAAGAGUACGCCAAGCUGCAAAAGGACCAGAAGAACAAGAAGAACGCCUACGAGAAGCAGACGGUGCUGAAGGGCGACAUCAAGUUCUACGAGACGAAGAAGAUUACCAAAAAGACAAAGCCGAUUGCAACGGUCAAGGACGCAUUCGCGUGUUACGCCAUUUAUCCCCAGUCGAAGCCGCUCAUCGAUUCAUCGACUCUGGUAAAGAUCGAGGGAAAGAUUACUGUACACUCUCAGCCAGAGACCACCACCGAGGGUUUCGUCUUUGUUAUGCCUGAGUCGCGACCUGCUGUCACGGGCUUCGAGAUCAUGCUGCAAUUCCUCUUCCCAGUAUUCGACACUUUCAAUCUCUACGGGCGACCGAAGAAGCUGAUUGCGGACGUUUUGGACACACGCGGUCUCAUGUUCGCAAUGCCUUCUGACAGGCGAUAUGGAUACCUUGAACUUUGGGAUGUGACUGGCUUGAUCAACAAGGACGGUAGCCAGACGUGGUCUGAGAGACAGUGGAGGAAGCAACUGAAAGACCUGACAUCUACUCGCAUGAACGCGUUGCCCGACUCUGACCGCAGUACAGGGCCUGGAGGCCGAAGGAACACCGUCAGUCGAGCAGGCUUCGCUCCUUCGGUUCGCAAUCUCAGAUUCCAGGAUGGUGGCUCCAUUCGUUCGCAGCCUUCUACUCGACAGCCCUCGCCCGCAAGGGAAGUCAACUUUGACCCACAAGGACCCCGCCGUGUGGACUCUGCGCCACCAACAGGCCCCUUCGCAACUCCUCGCCAUCAGCGAUCAGUCUCUGAGACUGUGCACAAUCUUCAUAAGACUCCCUCGCGCCUGGCGCAACAGCAGAGUAUGGACGACAACGACAGACCGCCGACUCCACCACAACACGGUGUUGUAUACAACGGGACUCCCCAGAAUAGUUCGACCCAAUAUCUUGAAAGUUCUGAUACCGACGAAUCCCCUGGUCAUGAACCUCAAAAUCUGCCUGAGCUUCCAGUCGCAGCCUCCGCGCCACCUGUCGGUCCAGUAGAUCAGCCGCCUUCCUUUGCACACGCUUCGAACCAGAAGCCGCCUGUUCGACCUUCCGUGCCCGGGUCCGCCAUCAAGCCGAACCCGCACGUUGAUCAUGCUACACUCAACCAAAUGGCUGAUGCAACAAAUACACCUUUGCUAGCCGGUAUUGCGGCAGCUGGUGCGGCGGCAGCCUGGAAGAGCCAGGAGAGUCUGCACAGCAGAAGGAGCGGGGAAUAUGGCGCGGACCGUGGGCAACAGAUGUAUUUGAACGCACCUCAGCGGCCUGCCCCUCGCGAGGAUCGUUCGCAGAACAGGAUGCCCACGAUUCCUGCAUCGCCGUACGUUGAACACGCUGAAUUCGUGCAGCCACCCCAAGGAUAUGAACCUGUAGCACCUCCUGUGCCAGAGCAUGGCGAGCCAUUGCCAUCCCAAGUGAGACAAGAACUCCCCCAUCGCCCGCAUUCUGGUAGCAGCGGCGGUCAGAUUACCCGUAAACCAGUCCCAGGUCGGUCUCCCUCCUUUUCGCAGCGCUCGACCACUAGCUCAAGUCUUGGUAGUUUACGACAGGACGUAAUUGAUCCUGAAGCUCUUGACGCCCUGAAUCAGACAGAAACCUCACUAUUCAGGCAGCAAAGCGUAUCAAGCAGUCGCUAUGACGACGAUGCUAUUUCAACGUCAACUCCAGACUAUGCUAGCACGCAUAGCGAAGAGAUAGUGGUACGGAAGCUGCCUGCAAGAAGAGAGGAUCGACCUCGCAGUGGUGUCUUGAGGACGAUCGGCGAUCCAAGUCUGUUGCCUCAGGCGGAUACAUCUGCUGGAGCGUCACACCCGACAUUAGACCCCAGAGUCCAACCCUCGGCCGACAUGCCUUCGAUCGAUUUCGGACCAACAUAUGCUCUGGGCUUCAACGACAAGCGUCCGGGAACGAGCGGUACAAUAACCCCUGGGCAGGUGAUGCAGGGCACUGAGUUUUCGCGUUCAAAAGAGAACCUUGCACCUUCUCCCAACGAAAUGCCUAAUCGCAACUCCUACAUAUCGUCUGGAAGAACCACACCUAACACUGCGUUGCACAUGCGCAGUAUCUCAGCAUCUCCAAAUGACUUGGAGACACGACAAGUUGCAUGGCAACCUGCUAUGGCAUCUCCUCGAAAGUCGAGCGCACACAAGCUUGAUGCUGAGGAAUGGGUGAUGCAUCGCGCUGCUCAACAGUCCCCUGGCCUGAUGAACUACGCUAGACAAACACCACCUCCCAUGAACCGUACACGAUCUGGCGACUGGGCUCAUAUACAGCGUACUCCGGAAGGCCCUCCUUCACCUGCUGCGCGACCGUCUAGUAGACUCACGCUUAGCAGGCCCCCUUCCCGAGGUGCAGAGCUCUUGCUCGACGCGAAGCCUACCACAUUGUCUGCUCGCGAACAAGAGCAGGUCGCUCGUAUGACUGGCACGCCCUUACUCGAUAUGUCGACCAGCUCCAAGAAACACCAACAGCAGCCGUCGCAAGGUCUGACAGGCUACAUCGAUUUCCGCGAGAAGGAGAAGGCAGCCGCAAAGCAGCAGAACCGUCAUUCUGCAGCUAUGCAAGCUGAGAUUGACAAGCGAAUGAUGCAACAAAAUCAGCGACAGAUGCAGGAACAGCAACGCCAGAUGGAAGCCCGACAACGUCAAAUGAUGGAGAUGCAGAACAUAAACCAGCAAAUGGCUAUGGCGCAAAGCAUGUACGCGCAGAGCAACUAUGCACCAAGCAUGAUGGGCACACCGCAAGGCCUGGGAACUCCUACCGGCAUGCCUGGCAUGGCUUACUCUACACCUAGUCAGGCGCAGAUGUACGCUCAACAAGGGUAUUUUCCUCAGCAGCAAAUGACACCGCAGAUGCAGAUGCCUGGUGGUUGGAUACAGACACCUGCACAAUCCAUGCAGGGUCAGUAUUUCUCACAGCAACAGCCCCAGCAGCAGCAACAGUACAUGCAGCAGGACCAGAACUACCCACCAACAAGGCCAUACGGGCAACAGCAGCAACGGAGGUAUUAG